GGCAAGUUUCUGUGGUGACAUCUAUCUGAUUUUCUUUGACGUUAAAAUGAAAAGUAUGACCUGACAACUGGUAAGCCUUUUGAGAAAAUCCGUGGACUACUCUUAGAAAGCUGAUAAUUGUACUCUAACCACCAAUCUAUUUUAAAGAAGAUUACCAAACUUGAGGGCACUACUGUUUACUUUGACUGAUGCGAUUGCUCAGCUCCUGGUAUUUCUGGUGCAGCACUGAAGAGCAAUAAAGAAGAAAGUGUGUCCUGUUUGCCAGAAAUACCAAGACUGGCAGGAGUCCUGAGGAGCAGCUGAGUUAGUUCAGCAGUGGUGAUUGUCUCCAUGCAGGACAAAGUAGCUCUGGAGUAUCCUCCGAUGAGACAAAAUCAUUCAAGGCCAUUGUCCUGCAAUGCCUUUGCCAUGGCUCUUGGAAGACAGGCAAGUUCUCCUGGACCAGCUGCCUGGAAAGGAGUCCUAAAGCCUUCCAGCCCCACAUUCUGUAAGAGAGGACACAGAUUUUGUACAAAACUGGAGGUGACAUGGGUGAUGGGAGAAGAGAAAGCUGCUGGGCUGCAAGGAGUCAUGUUUAGAGAAAGUGUUCUGGGCAGGACCCAAAUGCGUGGCAGGGAUGGACAAGGCACUGCUCUCAAGGCUGGGAAGGGCUGGGAUGCCCUCUGUGCCAUUCUCUGUGACACAGGAUUUAUGCCUGGCCCAUUCAUCUGCCUGAAGCACUGCAGGUCCAGGCACAAAGCUACACCUUCAAGUUUUGCACAAAAGGAUGUGGACGCUAUUUCACUGACAAUUGCUUGGAAAAACAGCACUCUGUGGUACCUAUUGAAGAAGAAAACAGGCAAGAGACUGCUUUUCAUGAUUUCUAAGUUCAGCUGUCUGGAAAAGGCCUUCAUGUUUUGUCUCCUUUUCCCAGCUACUGCUGCACAAGUGAGUAUCCAUGUGAGUGCAGGAUGGAGAGAAGAAUGAUGCAAACUCAGCACACAACAUUUGUUGAAACGGCUUAGAAGAGAAUCUUAUAACUUGAAAAUGGUGUCCUGGCUCCUCAGUGGUCCUGCUUCCUUCUGCCACUCCGCACAAACAAAGCAAAUUCUGUCUCCCAGUUUCACCUACUGCUGUUUGUGCAACAACUGGCAUUUUUCAGACAUCUUUCCUGUUAUUUUUCAAGUAUCUUUUCUGAUACUUUACUUCAUUUUGAAAGCAGAAAGAGAAAUAAAUCUGCAAACCAGACAUGGUCAGGUGUUAAUCAAAGUUGUGUGAC
Catharus ustulatus (Swainson's thrush) is the source of this 1258-nucleotide messenger RNA. RefSeq lists its product as uncharacterized. The record is from RefSeq and is a predicted model, not a curated record. The transcript is spliced from 7 exons. NCBI's taxonomy places the organism in Eukaryota, Metazoa, Chordata, Aves, Passeriformes, Turdidae. The coding region runs from base 331 to 966 and encodes 211 amino acids.